Messenger RNA from Cajanus cajan (pigeon pea), 1655 nucleotides. RefSeq names its product adenylyl cyclase. The record is from RefSeq and is a predicted model, not a curated record. Gene Ontology annotation, molecular function: protein binding. NCBI's taxonomy places the organism in Eukaryota, Viridiplantae, Streptophyta, Magnoliopsida, Fabales, Fabaceae.
UUCCACCAAAUCGCUCUCUCUUUCACCGUUGUCUCGUAAACCCUGAACCCAAAGGGUUCCAUUCGUAGCAUCUUCCUCCCUUAACCUACCGAGUUCGCCCACCCGGAACUGCCAACUGAGUCGUGACUCGCUUCCUUCACAUUGAACCAUGCAAGUCGUCUCCAACGCUCGCCGAGUUUCUCGGCUCUUCCUUUCGCCUCAUCUCCGAAACUCCGAAGCUCUCUCCCUUUUCUCAGGGUUUACGCAACGUGAUUGCCGGCGAGUGUCAACUGAUCCAAUACACUGCUUCUUGUCGAAGGCUUUUUACUCUACUGGAGUGGAUACCGUUCAAGGAGCUCCUACAGAGGAUGUGAAGGAAUUAUAUGAUAAAAUGAUUGACUCUGUAAAGGUUAAACGGUCGAUGCCUCCGAAUGCUUGGCUGUGGUCAAUGAUUGCAAAUUGCAAACACCAUCACGAUAUUAGCCUUCUAUUCGACAUUUUGCAGAACCUCCGCAGAUUUAGGUUGUCCAAUCUUCGAAUUCAUGACAAUUUUAAUUGCAAUCUCUGUCGAGAAGUUGCCAAGGCUUGUGUUCAUGCAGGAGCUCUUGAUUUUGGAAAGAAGGCUUUGUGGAAGCAUAAUGUCUUUGGUCUGACCCCAAAUAUUGCAUCUGCUCACCAUUUACUGCUGUAUGCUAAGGACCACAAUGAUACUAAACUAUUGGUGGAUGUAAUGAAACUUAUUAGAAGGAAUGAUUUACCAUUGCAACCAGGCACAGCAGAUAUAGUUUUCAGCAUAUGUUAUAAUACAGAUGACUGGGAGUUGAUCAAUAAGUAUGCAAAAAGGUUUGUUAAGGCUGGUGUAAAAUUGCGACAAACCUCAUUUGAAACAUGGAUGAAUUUCGCUGCCAAAAGAGGAGACACCGAGUCAUUGUGGAAAAUAGAAAAAUUGAGAUCUGAUUCAAUGAAGCCACACACUUUGGCAACUGGAUUUUCUUGUGCCAAGGGUCAUCUGUUGGAACGUAAUCCCAGUGGUGCAGUUGCUGUCAUUCAAGUUCUAAAUCAGACCCUGUCUGAUGCAAAAAAGUCAGGCAUCAAGGGUGAACUUCAGAAGCUUGUAUCUGAGUGGCCUUUGGAAGUUAUUAAGCACCAAAAAGAAGAGGACAGAAAGGCAUUAGCAGCCUCUUUGAAAUCUGAUAUCCUUGCUAUGGUUAGUGAGUUACUGAGCUUGGGGCUUGAGGCAAAUGUAAGUUUGGAAGACCUAGACAAGAAGGAAGGUGUUCCACAAUAGCAUGGAGCUCAGAAUUUGAUGACAUUAUGUUUUAGAAUGUGCUUGUUUGCGGAGUAACUCCUUAGCAGGAUGCUUUCUAGCCCUGGUUUGAUACCGAGCCUGCGAUCAUAGCAAAUGUUGAUUACUAAAUUAAAAUUAUUAUUUUGCUUCCAUUCUUACCAUUUGUUAUUUUAUGUCCAACAAGUGCUUGAGGCUUUGGUAGCAUAUCAGUUAGAUUUAGUUAGUGUUUUGAGAUCUGAAAUUUGCAAUUUUUGUGAACCGGUCGAGCAAUGUCCGGUGUAACAUUAAAUUGUUCGACUUGUAGUCUUGAACGACUAAAUUUUUUUUUCUUCUUGGAUUCUAGGUAAUAUGGGUUAAUUUGAUUAUUUAAAUGCUAAAUGAUUGUGUU